This is a messenger RNA of Gloeophyllum trabeum ATCC 11539, 690 nucleotides long. RefSeq lists its product as uncharacterized. The transcript has 3 exons. The annotation marks the transcript as partial. NCBI's taxonomy places the organism in Eukaryota, Fungi, Basidiomycota, Agaricomycetes, Gloeophyllales, Gloeophyllaceae. The record is from RefSeq and is a predicted model, not a curated record.
UUGAAGGAUAUUGAAGAGGGGAAGUAUCGAGCUAUUACAGUGAAUCCGGAAAUCCUCUCCGGGCGCUUCGAGAAUCUGUGGAAGAAUGUUCAGUGUUCGAAUGACCGCCCGAAUAUUGCUAUAUCUGUGCGGAAGCUCAAACACCCAGCAAGCAGCUUCCGCGACCUUGAUUUCUUAAUUCCACACACAUGGACACCAGAUGAGCCUCUCAAAAAGUUCCUGGUUUUCUUCGACAGCAUCGCAGAGUCUGUAGAGGCGACAAAAUACCUACAAGAGCGCCUGGUGAGGUUCGGCGGGAAGAAGACACUGGGGAAAGUGGUAUGGUUCAAUUCGGAGAUGUCUGACGAAUACCGGUGGGACAAGACAGACGACCUGCGGAACGCAUGUAUCGUGGGGCUAUGUUGCACAGACUCAUUUGGCAUGGGUGUGGAUCUACGGGACAUUGAAGUAGUGGUACAAUGGAAAGCUACGUGUACGAUGUGUACACUGUGGCAACGGUUCGGCCGAGGGGCACGGGACUUUAGUCUCACUGCUCUCGCUGUCCUCAUCGUUGAGCCCAAACAUUUUGACGAAGAGAAGAAGAAAGCUGCCGACGCGAAACGGAAACGGGCGGAGAAGAAAAAGACAAUGGCACAAAGGCAACCGCUUACAUCUCUGAAUGGCACUCGCACUGCAAAACGCCGUCGUGUC